This is a messenger RNA of Syngnathoides biaculeatus (alligator pipefish), 2295 nucleotides long. RefSeq names its product NEDD1 gamma-tubulin ring complex targeting factor (gene nedd1). The transcript is spliced from 14 exons. The coding region runs from base 176 to 2020 and encodes 614 amino acids. Gene Ontology annotation, molecular function: gamma-tubulin binding. Gene Ontology annotation, biological process: mitotic cell cycle; microtubule nucleation. The record is from RefSeq and is a predicted model, not a curated record. Gene Ontology annotation, cellular component: pericentriolar material; ciliary basal body; spindle pole. NCBI's taxonomy places the organism in Eukaryota, Metazoa, Chordata, Actinopteri, Syngnathiformes, Syngnathidae.
UCGUCACUUUUUCCAUCUCCCGCGGGACAAUUUGGGCCUUUUCGAUUCCUCAUUGUCACGUCGGUGCCGUCGAACACGUUCAGGUGGCCCACGGACAACUUUGAAAGUCGCCGGUUGCUAACUCUUUUCCAAAGGUCAGAGGUCAAAGGUCGUUGUGGUCGCGGCGCAGGCGGCCAUGGACGACGGGCACAACCGGCUGGCGUCCGCGGGGGACGUGGUCAAGAUCUGGGACGCGGAUUCCAUGACGCUGCUGGAGCAGUUCAACCCGCACGGUGGCCACAGGGUGGCGCAGGUGUGCUGGACCUCCAACAACCAGCACGUGGUGAGCGCCGGAUGCGGCGGGGACAAGCUCGCCGUCACCAGUCUCAAGUCUCCUCACGCGACUCUCCUGGAGCUGGCCCACGGGAAAAGGCAAACGCGAGUCAGCCUCAGCUGGUCUUCGCAGCUGUUGGCCAGCGGAGGUCUGGACCGCUGCGUCCACAUCUGGGACCUGAAGAGCGCCAGGCUGCUGCGCUCGCUCAAGGAUCACACGGACGAGGUGACGUGCGUGGCGUUCAACUCCAACGACAGCCUGGUGGCGUCUGGGUCGGCCGGCGGCCAUCUGCUCCUCUACAGCCUCACGACCAACACGGCCUGCAAACCCUUCGGACCCGGCGGCCAGCGGCCGGUGCGCGACCUGGCCGCGUCGCGGCUGAAGCGCUCGUUGCUGGGCAGCGUUUCGGACGACGGCUCGCUGUCCCUGUGGGACGCCAACGCGCAGAAGGAGCUGCACGUCUUCCGUGGCGCCCACAAAGCGCCCGGCUCGGGCGUGGCCUUCUCGCCCGCCAAUGAGCUGCUGCUGGUCAGCGUCGGCUUGGACAAGAAGAUCGUCUGCUACGACGCCGCCAGCAAGAUAACCCUCCUCACGAUCCGCACGGAGAGCCCGUUGACGUCGGUGGACUUCACGCCGGACGGUUCGGGUCUGCUGGCGGGUUCCGCCCAGGGCCGGAUCUUCCGCUACGACCUGAGGAACAACAGCGCCCCCGCCGGGGUGACGUCGGCGCACGACACCCCCGUCACCUGCCUGCGCUUCCGGUGCGCCGCCCCAAGACACAAGUCGGGCAAAACGUCUUCGUGCAGGGUUUCCGGCACCAAGAGCUCCGCCUGCAAACUGUCCGGCGGGCAUCCCGGCCCCGCCCCCGCCGCCUCCCGCGUAAACGCGGGUGGCGCCGGAGCUCGGGUGGCCGACGGAGAUGCGGCCGGUCAGGAAGGGGCGGAGCCUCUUCCCGCCGUCGGACGAAAUAGCCUCGACAUGUUUUCGCCGCUGCGGCAAGGUGCAGGAAGUCCGUCGGACGAGACGUUCGCCGCAGCCCGAGCGACCCUGCCCAGCGAGGAGGCGGGGCUUCCUCAGCUGACGGGACGCAGUAGUCUGGACAUGUUCUCGCCCCUCAGGGAAAGUCGGGCGACCGGCGACUGCGGCGCCCCCGGGACGGCGUCGGCGGGCCGGGCCUUCCGCCCGCGCUCGGCGUUCCGGACGCCCUCCAUCAGGGAGGAGGAGCCGGACGCAGCGGUUGACCCCGCCGAGGCAUCGCGGGGCGUCUCGCCCGGCCCGGAGAGGCGGGGUCAGACGCCGCCGACCGAUCGUCGCCCGUCCCCGCCCUUCGCUCUGGAGCUGAGCCCGAGGGGACAAGACGACGUCGGAGCUCAGCUCGACCGCGACUCUGACUCGGCCGCGACCGCUCCGGGUCCGUCGCCGGUCGUCGACGUUUCUCCCGCGGUGUCGGCGGGCGGCGCCAGGGCCCCGUUCAGCAGCGUCCAGUUGGACAUCAUCACCGACAUCAUCCGCGAACAGCUGGACGAGCUCAGGGACGCCUGCCACAAGGACAUCAUCAACCUGCAGGUGGAGAUGGUUCGGCAGUUCUGCAUCCAGCUGAACGAGUUCCACGCGCUGAUGUCGGCGCACUUGGCGGCCCGCGAGGCGCUGCUGCGGGAGAACGAGCGGCUCAAGGAGGAAAACCUUCGGCUCAAGACCAACUACUGAAAGGCGACUUCAGUCUGUUUCGAGUCCAUUUGAGGAAUUGGGGGGGGGGGGGGAAUCGUGAUGACGUAACGUGUAAGACAACAACCCCCCCCCCAUUGCAGUUUAUUACUACGCAAUACUUUUUUUUUUUUUUCUCGAACCAGUUCAUGCCUUAUGUACUGUUUGUUUUUUUCAACCAUUGCUCUUGCACUCUUAAUAUUACCUGUUGUCAUGUUUUGAGUGAAGGAUUUAACCAAUUUUAAGUUGAAAGGAAAUAUUAAAAAGGAACAAAAUCA